Debaryomyces fabryi is the source of this 4626-nucleotide messenger RNA. RefSeq names its product Ras family guanine nucleotide exchange factor (gene BUD5). The transcript has a single exon. Gene Ontology annotation, biological process: Ras protein signal transduction; positive regulation of GTPase activity. NCBI's taxonomy places the organism in Eukaryota, Fungi, Ascomycota, Pichiomycetes, Serinales, Debaryomycetaceae. The coding region runs from base 1 to 4626 and encodes 1541 amino acids. Gene Ontology annotation, cellular component: plasma membrane. Gene Ontology annotation, molecular function: guanyl-nucleotide exchange factor activity; protein binding. The record is from RefSeq and is a predicted model, not a curated record.
AUGUAUGAAGCACCUCGUUUAUCAGUAGAUGAUAGACACAUUAGUACAUCGUCGAGUGUCUAUUCUCCGUUAGAAUCAGAAUUUGGCUUUAAAAAUAGUUGUGAUAAUAUACCUGAAGAAAUAAAAGAAGAUGGGAGAGAAGAAGAAUCUAUGGAUGAGUUUGACCGCCGUCAGUCAUCUCACGGUAGUUGUGAGACAGGGAGUACUCAAUACGUGUCUUACGACGAUUUCCAGCCAAUUAUGCAAGGGGAUAGCAACCAGACAUUGCAGAGCUAUAUGACAGCCAACAACGAGAGCGAUAUGAGCUUCAGCUCUAUUAACAACUCUUUGCUCAGAAAUAGUCAGAAUAGUUUGGAUCUCAAUGACGAAACUCUAUCUUCGGGAAAUGUGGGUCUCGAUGAAGAUGCUACUCCAUUAGUCAAUAUGACAUCGUCAUUUAAUGACCCUAUCGAUGAUAUGACUCCAGUAGUGGGUGCAGAUGGGAGAUUUAUGAAACUGGGGUCUGACAACAUGUUGAAUCCACAUGGAAAAACCACGCUCUUACCUCAGCAGGAUUUGAGUAGAAAAUUUCAGAGAUUAUCUAUGACUUUGCAGCAAUCUAAUAUGGCUACUUCAGGAGAUUCGUUUCAGUUCAUGAACUCCUUCCAACAAAACAUUGAGAAGGCUAACAGAUUAAGUGUUAAUAAUAGAAAUUCCAAUGAUAGAACAAGUUCAUACUAUCAAAAGAUAAGUGAGCCUAUACUUCAAGAUGAUGUAGAGGAAGAUCAUGUAAUUAAUGGUCCACAAUCAGAAGUGAGCACAAUAAGUAAUAGAUCAAGUAUAUUAGGAUCUGAUAACGAAUACAGCAAUGAAAUUGACAGUGCUGAUAAUUCAGUAAGAAAUAGUGUUUAUCUGGACAAGCCAAUGCUAAGCAACUCUUCAAGUUUCAAUUUUAACAAUGUUCACGAGGAUAGUAGUCUGAUUUCUUCAAAAAGUAUAAGUGGUAAAAGUUCUUACACUAACAUACGAGGUUCUAGAAUCUCGCCUUUAAAGGUUGUAAAAAAAGCAAGCAUUUCUACUACUGAUAACGACGAUGUUCCAAUAAGGAAGGAUUUGUUACAAAAAAUUGAGCAAAUUCCAGGGGAUGAUGGAGAAAAUGUAUCAGAGAAAGAAAAAGUUGACAUGUUUAUUGCUUCAAUGAGUCUCGAGGAUAGAAAGAAUGCAGACGAGGAGGAACAUGCCCGUGGUUUGAAUAUUAAGUAUGCCGAUUCUUCACUCGAUCCAAGAAAUAAAUCAUAUGAAGAUUCAGAUACAACUGCUGAAAUAGAUACAACCGAGGAGAAUGUUAACGAAAGCAUACCAGGAUCAAUAUCAUCGGCUAAUCAGUUGGAUGAAGAAGAUUUGUCUUCCUUGUUUAUAAGGGCUUUGCACCCAUUUGAUUCUUCAUCGUUACAGCUUGAGUCUGAUGCUUCAAUAUGCUUGUCAUUUGAGAAAGAUGAUUUGGCUUUUGUACACACUAUUGACGACUCAGGAUGGGGUGAAGUAACUAUGGUAGAUUCAUUACAGCGGGGCUGGAUUCCAAUGAAUUAUUUCACAAUUGCAGUUAAUGAUGAUAAUAUAGAUGAAACGAAGUCUACAGAAGACUUAGAAGAAGAUACUGGAAGAAUACCGAAUAGCGCUUACUUAAAACCGUUAUUUCAUUCGUGUGGUAAAUUCUUAAUAAACCCUCUAUCACAUAAGAAUCGUCGUGGCAGGUUUACCUUUUCUACCAGAGUAGUGAAUUCAAUUAGGGAUGGGGUUAGAAUCUUAUUACAAGAAACUGAUUGCCUAUCAAGAACAAAUGAAAUUGUUACUAAAAGAGAAAUUGUAAGAAAAACCCGUAAAUCUCUAUUAGCUGAUUGGUAUAAUUUAAUGGUAAAAGCAAAUGAGUUUAAGGGAACAUCAAAUUUCAACAAGAUUGAGAUAUUGACAUUGAUGGUUUAUCAAGUUACUAAGAAAGCGAUUUCUUUCUUACAGGUAUGGUCAAUUGAGAGUAGACAAAUUAUCAAAAGAGAAAAUGAAAAGAAGUUACAAAAUGAUAUGAAUAAUUAUCCAUUGUUACCAUCUCCUCCGCAAGCAAAGCAAAGGAUAACCGAAAUCAAUGGUUUAUUGUAUUCUUACUUAGGUUUGAUUAUUGGAAGACUUGAUUUAAUUGAGCAUAAUUCCGUUGGAUGUGAUAUUUUAGAAACAGUAACUCAUCAAGUCAUAUUAUUGUUGAGAGAGUUGUUGUUUAUUUCCAAAACAGGUUCAGACUUCUCAUCUGAAAAGCCUGCAGAUUUAGAUGGCUCAUUAGAUGUGCUAUUAUCUUUGGUAAGUGACUUAGUAUCAGGGGUGAAGAGCUUAAUUAUGAAGACAUUGAAUGAAUCCGAUGAAGAUCAAAAAAAUCUGAUAAACGAAAAGGGAGUUCAGAGUACUCCAAUGAAAGAUUACUACUAUACCCAAGAAGGUGGUGAUUUGAUUCAAAUCGCGGCCAGAAUGAUAAGAUCUAUCAGUAAAACAAUAUCUUCUAUUAGAAGGUUAUUAGAAGUUACGGGAGAUUUCAAAUUGAACUCAGAAAGAGCUUAUCCUGACUACUCGAAAAUGAAGGUAGAGCCAGAGGAUUUUAUCAAGAAAUGCUCUAUCGGAAUUGCCAAAACUCAGAUGCUUAAAGGUCGUAAUUUAAAUACGUUACAACCUCCUAAAGGGAAGUCUUCUAACAGAUACUCUAUGAUGAGAUCUGGAAAAACUGGUGACUUGAGUAUAACUCCAAGCGGAGCAAACAUGCUACAUGAUGUACUUGGGACUGAUGACUCGUUCAGUUCUAAUCCUGAAUUCGAAAAGUUUACUACUAAAAACAAAGAAGUGAGUGCUGAAAGACAUAAUAUCAAUGAUGAAUUGUUGGUGGAUGAAAAUGGUAACUUACUAGGAGCAUCUUUCAAGGGAUUAGUCUAUACCUUAACAAACGAGGUCUCGCCGCCAGAAUACUUUUUUGUUUCUACGUUCUUUAUUUGUUUCAGAAGUUUUGCUAAUGGAAUUGAUUUCAUAGAAGAAUUAAUUACAAGAUUUGAAAUGAAUCAUAAUACAUUUAAGAAUAAUGAAAAGUCAGACAUUGGUGAAGAAAUGAGACUCAAGAAUAGGAGGAAAUUGAUUAUCAAGAUGUUCCAGUUAUGGCUAGAAUCUUACUGGAAUCAUGAAGCAGAUAGUUCUUUAUUAACGACGCUAGUUAAUUUUUUUAAUGAAGGAGUUUCUGUUUAUUUACCUUUAGAUUCUUUAAAGCUAUUAGAGAUUGCAGCAAGAUUAUCCUCAAAACCUUUAACUGAAAAUCAAAAGCGCAACCGCAGACCAAGAACAGAGAAACAGUUGAUUAAUAGAAGUAUUACUGUAACUAGGUCUAACAGAAAGCGGUCGAGUGGCUUUGCUGAUAACACACUUUCAUCAAGAUAUUCAAUGGUGGAUGGUUACGAGUUAUCUAGAAUCAAUACAAAGUCAUCAACUUCGAGUUUGAAAUCCAUGUCAUUAUCUUUACCAUUAGGGGUAGGCAACCAGACGUCUUCUUCAAACUCAUUAUUAACUAAGAAUCAAUUGAUAACCAUAGAAAAAGUGAAUUUGACUUUUAGAGCGAUUUUGGGAGAUAGUUGGUGUCCAGCAAAAUAUAUUAAUACCAAAACAUUCAUACCAUUAAACUUAGCUAGUAUCUUAAGUAAAUGGUAUAAUGUUUGUGAUCAAAGUUGGGUGCUUUCCAACUACAGACCAAACUUAUUGGACUUUAACGGUUUGGAACUUGCCAAACAGCUAACCUUAAUUGAGUCGCACAUUUUCUGCUCAAUUAAACCUGAUGAAUUAUUGAACCAGAAUUUUACUGCCAAACGGGCCCACUUAAAAUUAGCCCCUAACAUUAGACAGUCUUUAUUAUUCACAAAUUGUUUGUCUGGUUACGUUUUAGAAUCAAUUUUACAACCUAAAAUUAACCAAAAGAUGAGGGUCAACAUUAUUAAGACAUGGUUGAAGGUGGCCAUAUCAUGCUUAUAUUUGAGAAAUUUCAACUCAUUGGCUUCAAUUAUUACCUCGUUGCAAUCCCACUUGAUCACAAGAUUGACCAAGGUUUGGGUAGAUUUAUCUGAUAAGUAUAAAGAAUUAUACGAAUAUUUGUCUGGAAUCAUCCACCCCCAGAAAAACUUCAAUGUGUACAGGACAAAACUUAGAAAUUUUUUGGUGUCUAACGAGUACAAUAUCCCAAUUGUUCCGUAUUUCUCGUUGUUUUUACAAGAUUUGACGUUUGUUACUGACGGAAAUCCUAAUUACAGAAAGGCAAACUCGUUUUUGAACCAAAAAGUUAUUAAUAUUGAUAAAUACUUGAAGACUACAAGAAUUAUUGCUGAUAUUGAAAGUUUACAAACUUCAUAUAUCGAUGCUGAUACUAAUACUUCUCGUGAACGUAGGAGAAGUAGUUUAUUACUUGGUAUUGGUGCAAACAAAACUGCUGAUCUGGAUGAAUAUAACAUUAUUCCUGCUCCACCAUUACAAGAAUUGAUUUUAUUAGAAUUAUGGAAGGUUUGUCAACUUAACAGAAAGGAAGAAGAUAGGGCCUGGAAAUUGAGUUGCUUAAUCCAACCAAGAGACGUUAGUUAG